Sclerotinia trifoliorum is the source of this 2130-nucleotide messenger RNA. The record is from the annotation of a GenBank genome assembly. NCBI's taxonomy places the organism in Eukaryota, Fungi, Ascomycota, Leotiomycetes, Helotiales, Sclerotiniaceae.
UCGAAAUCUUGCCCAUUCAAAAAUCAACGAGGAAUAAUACCCACGACAUUUGAAUCCUUUCUUGAAUUUCAGAUUAGAUCUUAGUGAACAUAUUGAGUUAUCUGAGAAUUCUUCAGCUCCAGAUACCUCCACAUCAAGGGAAAUCACCCAAUUACCCCGCCACAGCAAAUAUUUAAGAAAACGAAACAGCAAACCCCCCACCAGAGAUCAACCACCCAACAUGGCAUCGAACGGUGAUAAGUUUGGGAAUGAUCUGGAAUCUGAAUCCGACUCUAACCCAGGAUCUCCUAACCUUGAUGCGCAAGAGAUUGACGACAAUGUCGAGGAUAUUGACGAGAAGCCCAUCAAAUCCGCAUUAAAGAAAUCAUCACAUAAAGAGCCUGCGCCAGUUGUUGUUCGACCUAUUUUACCACCUCAAACAGAACCAAAAGACUUGGAUGUGAAGACCCUGAAUCCCCUCACGCCAGAGAUUAUCGCAAGACAAGCAACUAUCAAUAUUGGUACUAUUGGACAUGUGGCGCACGGAAAGUCAACUGUGGUGAAAGCUAUCUCAGGAGUACAAACUGUUCGUUUCAAGAACGAAUUGGAGAGAAAUAUUACGAUUAAGCUUGGUUAUGCGAAUGCGAAGAUCUACCAGUGCGAUAACAAAGAGUGUCCUAGACCAGGUUGCUUUAGAUCUUAUAAGAGUGAGAAGGAAGUUGAUCCACCAUGUGAGAGAGAUGGAUGUGGUGGUACCUACAAACUUUUGAGACACGUAUCGUAAGUUACGUUGCUUGCAAUUUUAAGCGGCAGCAAUAGCUAAUAUCUGAUAGUUUCGUCGAUUGCCCUGGUCACGAUAUUCUUAUGAGUACCAUGUUGUCUGGUGCAGCCGUCAUGGACGCCGCUCUUCUACUUAUUGCUGGAAAUGAAACUUGCCCGCAACCACAAACUUCAGAACAUUUGGCAGCCAUCGAAAUUAUGAAGCUUGAUAAGGUCAUUAUUUUACAGAACAAGGUCGAUUUGAUGAGAGAAGAAGGCGCAAACCAACAUUACCAAUCGAUAUUGAAGUUUAUUAGAGGAACUGUUGCAGGUGGAGCACCAAUUAUCCCUAUCUCCGCCCAACUGAAGUUCAACAUUGAUGCCGUUAACGAAGCUCUUGUAUCCAACAUCCCUGUCCCACCAAGAGAUUUCACAAUGGAUCCACAAAUGAUUGUUAUUCGAUCCUUCGAUGUUAACAAGCCAGGUGCUGAGAUUGACGAAUUGAAGGGUGGUGUUGCUGGUGGAAGUAUCUUGCACGGUGUCAUCAAAUUGGGUGAUGAAAUCGAGAUUAGACCUGGUAUCGUUUCUCGCGACGAAAAGGGAGGUGUUAAGUGUCAACCAAUUUUCAGCAGAAUCAUCACACUUAACUCGGAGAACAAUGAGUUGAAAUACGCCGUUCCAGGAGGACUUAUUGGUGUUGGUACUCGAAUUGAUCCUACUCUUUGCCGUGCCGAUCGUCUCGUCGGUUUCGUUCUCGGUCUCAAGGGCCGUCUCCCUGAUAUCUACAUCGAAAUCGAAGUCAACUACUAUCUGUUGCGUCGUCUCUUGGGUGUUAAGACUGCUGAUGGUAAACAAGCUAAGGUUACUAAGCUUACAAAGAACGAGGUUCUCAUGGUUAACAUUGGAUCUACUGCUACCGGUGCUAAGGUUAUGGCUGUCAAGCAAGAUGCAGCUAAAUUACUCUUGACCAACCCUGCUUGCACAAACAUUGGAGAAAAGGUUGCGCUAAGUCGUCGUAUUGAAAAACAUUGGCGAUUGAUUGGUUGGGCCACUAUCGCUGCUGGUGUAACUCUUGAUCCAAGCACUUCUUAAGAGGAUGGAUGGAAGCAAUAUUUUCAUACAUAGCCUAGGAAUUCAAGACAAAAGUGAAAGAGAGGCAUGCAGCGAUGUAUUCUUGUGAUGUAGUGAUGUGAUGGAAGAAGGAUGUCUCGAGAUCUUGAGACUCUUGGCUUAUUCUGGCCUGGUCGUCGCAUGUAUACCGAGUAUGUGAGGGAAUGUCGAUAGAUUGGGCGCGGCAAUUAAAAGUUAGCUCGAUAAUGAAUUAUUUUUUUUAUACAGCAUUCGUAUUGUGAUGUUUUUAUGAUGAUGAUGCACUUCAUUGAGUCAGCUUUG